Micropterus salmoides (largemouth bass) is the source of this 5211-nucleotide messenger RNA. It is a transcript of the gene keap1a, whose product is annotated as kelch-like ECH-associated protein 1a. The record is from RefSeq and is a predicted model, not a curated record. The transcript has 13 exons. Gene Ontology annotation, molecular function: protein binding. Lineage: Eukaryota; Metazoa; Chordata; Actinopteri; Centrarchiformes; Centrarchidae. Bases 2798 to 4645 code for a protein of 615 amino acids.
UCACUGUAAUAUUCAACAUUGUUGCCGUGUGUGAACUUACAAUUAGCACUCGAGACAUUUGUUCUUGUAGGCCUACUUCUUCCAAUAAUAGUAACGGGUUCUUACAGGGGAUAAUCUAACAUAUCCGGUUGUUUAAUUUUGUUUUCGAUCAUUCCGUUGAUUUCCUCUGUAGUGCGCAGACUCCUAAACGGAAAUUGAAACUUUUGCUCAUUGUCCUCUGUAUAGUAGUAUAUAUGAUCUGUAAUCCAUAUAGGCUACAGAGAGCUGAAUAUGUAGACCCAGAAGCAAAGUGCCAAAAAAGUGGUUCUAGCUUCUUUAAUGAGUGUGCUUCUUUCCCUUUGUUAUAUCAUUGCAAAUUUGAUAUCUUGAGGUUUUAGAGGGUCCAAAACAAAAUAAGCACUUUGGAAAACAGAUUGCACUAUUUUCUGGCAACGAUUAAUUGCAUGAAACAAUAAUGUUAAUCUAAAAUAAUAAAAAUACGUUUUUAUUUGAAAACCUAGAAAGGUGGAAUUUUUGCCAACAAUUAUUUUCAAUAUUCAAUUCUGAUUAUUUUCCUGAGUAAUUGUUUAGUCUUUGAAACGUAACAAAAUUGUGAAAAUGUCUUAACAAUUUCCUAUAGCCUAAAGUGACAUCUUCAAAGAUCCUGUUUUGUCCACUGACCAAAAAUCCCUAAGCAUAAAGACAUUGAAAAGCAGCUAAUUCUCAGAUCUGAGAAGCCAUAACCAUCAAAUGUUUGCUUGAAAGAAGGACUCAAAUGAUUAAUCGAUUAUCAUAAUAGUUGCAGAUAAACUUUCUGUCAGUCAAAUAAUGGAAUAAUUGUUUCAGCUCUACUUACAAUAAAAUCACUUGAUGAAUCCCUGCUGGGAAAUAUAACGUCCUUCAUCAUCAAGAAAGAGGAUCAACACAAAUUAACUGGAGCUGAAAAAAAUCGUGGAUUGAUCAAUUAUAAUACCACACACACUGCAAAACCCCAAUAGAGCACUAUAAGACUAGACCUAUUUUUGUUGCAUUGCAACAAGUAAAUAUUAAUAUGUCUGUUCAGUGUGGUUGAACCUUUUACCAGAGAUAACAAAGGAAUUUUCUUUGUUAAGUGAUAAAUCGGUGUACUGUAUAUUUAAUGUUUCUGAUAAGGCGAGUUUGUGGUCAGGAGGCAGCAUUUGGCGAUUGUAAUUCUUCAUUCUCAAGUGUUAUUUUAUGUUACAGUAGUUUGUGUGCAGCACGUGGCUGAAGUUUCUGACCAUCAGAUGUCCUCUGAGGAAGCUUUAGAACUCAAAUGUCAACAGCUAUAUGUCAUUUAAUAUUCCUAAAACAUGGGGAUCUGUCCGUUUGGCUCCUGUGGUUGAGUUGUUCACUGUUGUGAUUCUUCAGUGCUUCCCUGAUGCUCUCUUGUCUUAGGGAUAUUAUUUCAGAGUAAAAAAAAGAUUUGUCAUCAGCGGCCUUUGACCCCAUGUCAGCUGAAAGAUGACCUGGCAGAAAAGCUUGUGUCACUUCUGUUACAAAACAUUGCAAAAGACGUGUGGUCACUACUGCUCAGCACUUUUAGACAAAAUAUUUUCAAAGAGUUGAGGGCGUUUUCACUCCUUAUACAAAGCCCUAUAGUCUGUUGUGUAUAUUCAAGUCAAAGCUGACUGCACAUGCUGAUGUGUUCCCAGACUGCUGUACUGCUCUACCAUCUGCCAACAGAAACAGUCUGUAAAUGGUUAACCCUCCCUCUCUCUGCCUCUGUUGUUUUCUGUUCCGUUAACAAACAGCCUUGAGGCCAAAAUCAAUUAGCUAAAAUGACUUUGUCUUUAAUUUUAGUGUCUCAAGUACACAUGUCAUGUGAUGAAUUUUUGAAGUCAUUCAACAAUAAAUCAAAGACUUGCGUACGCAUUUUCAUCAAUGAAGCCCCCAGUAAUCUGCAUCUUCUUCUUCUCACUUCCAAACAGCCGUUUGAGAAAUAAACUUGACAAAACCAAACAGUACUACCACCUCUAGUGUUAACGGUCAGGACCUUGGUCAAACAGUGAUUUUGCAACUUUGUUGAAAUCAAUCAACUGGUCAAAACUGGUGUAGCAGUGUUCUCAGAGUGUUCCUGCAGGCUUGAGCAAUGCUUUAUAUAGUGGCCAAGCUCUGUGCAUUGUGUUUAAACAGUAAUUAACUGUUAACCCUCUUAAAGCCUGAUCGGGAGAGUAGGACAGGCUGAUAUAAGCACAAUGGCCCUUUAUGGAAAACUGAGUAGCUCUACUGUAUUAAUGACUAUCGCUUCCCUUCUUAGUCCUUCCUUGAACUGAUCUCUCCCACUUAUAUCUUCCUUCAGGUAAAUCUAGCGUAAUUCCUAUUCUUCCUUCAUUCUGUUCUUCUUUCUUUCUUUGUUUUUCUCUCCUGUAUGUUGCCCUCAAAAUCUGUUUCUCUCUGCAUUGCUCUCCCCCCCCUUUCUGUCUCACACUUUUGGUCAUAUGACAAGCAAAAAAUGGCUGGCUAGCUGUAGUGUGAGAGGUGAGGGAGCUCGAGGCUGAACAGAUUUGAUUGCGCAAAACUGAAAUUAACUCCAAACUGUCAGGUGCUGAUAAGCAUCACAACAGACGCGGUUUAAAAGAAAUCCCUGCCAGGAUACAUCUGAUUGUGCAGUUACACACAUUUGCCAAACACUUCCUCUUCUCCUGUGGAACACUUAAUUGCAGAGGACUCUGAAAUGUCAGAAUGGAUUACUUUCAAAACCCUGAAAUCUGUAAAAUCUGGACCAGCAGCAAUUUAAUGGCCGUGGUUUAACUCGUGCUUUGGGAACUGUGUUAACCUGAUUCAAUCACAAUCAAUCAUGUUGGAGCCUGGAUCUGUGCAUGAGGCACCAGUCUAUAAAAUGCAUUGCCCUAUGAGGAAGAAACGUCCCACACGUGACUCUGAUUUCUCAGCUAUUGCGGUUCCCUCGAUGCAUGGGUCUGGGUAUCUUGACUACACGGUCGAGACCCACACUUCCAGAUGCUUCAAGGUCAUGGAGGAAUUCAGACGGCAGGAGAUGUUGUGUGACCUGGUGCUACAUGUCACAUACAAGGACAGGACAGUGGACUUCAAGGUCCACAAGGUGGUACUGGCCUCCUGUAGCCCCUACUUCAGAGCCAUGUUCACCAGCAGCUUCAAGGAGUGUAGCGCCUCGGAGGUCACCCUGCCCGAUGUCUGCCCCCAGGUGGUGGGAAGACUUAUUGACUUUGCCUACACCUCCCACAUCACAGUGGGAGAGAAGUGUGUGUUGCACGUUCUUUUGGCUGCUAUGAGGUAUCAGAUGGAGGACGUGGCCAAGGCAUGCUGUGAUUUCCUCACUAAGCACCUGGAGCCUGCUAAUGUCAUCGGCAUCGCUCGCUUUGCUGAGGAGAUUGGCUGCUCAGAGCUGCACAAGCGGAGUCGAGAGUAUAUCAAUACGCACUUCAAUGAGGUGACAAAAGAAGAUGAGUUCUUCAGCCUCUCUCACUGCCAGCUGCUUGAGCUCAUCAGUCAGGACAGUCUCAAGGUGCUCUGUGAGUCUGAGGUGUAUAAAGCCUGUACAGACUGGGUCCGCUGGGAUAUGGAGGGUAGAGCCCAGUACCUACAUGCCCUCCUGAAUGCGGUUCAUAUAUACGCCCUGCCUCCCAAGUUCCUAAAGAACCAGCUCCUGUCCUGCCCCAUCCUCAGCAAGGCCAAUUCCUGUAAGGACUUCCUGUCAAAAAUCUUCCAGGAUAUGACACUGAGAAAGCUGCCUCCUGCACCUAACCGUGGAACUCAACUUAUCUAUGUGGCCGGCGGAUACCAGCAGCAUUCACUGGCCUCCAUGGAGGCGUAUGAUCCCAGGAACAAUGACUGGCUAAAACUGGCUGAUAUGGGGUCUCCAUGCAGUGGUCUGGGAGCCUGCACGUUGUUUGGACUGCUCUACACUGUUGGAGGCAGGAACCUGUCGCUUCAAAACAACACAGAGUCCAGCGCCCUGUGCUGCUACAACCCGAUGACCAACCAGUGGAGCCAGCGAGCUUCCCUCAACAUCCCCAGGAACCGGGUCGGGGUGGGCGUGGUGGACGGAUGCAUCUAUGCUGUCGGAGGUUCCCAGGACUCCACUCAUCACAACACAGUGGAGAAGUGGGAUCCAGAGUCUAAUCGCUGGUCCUUUGUUUGCCCAAUGUCUGUGGCUCGCCUGGGUGCUGGAGUGGCGGCAUGUGGGGGGGCUCUGUAUGUGGUUGGGGGGUAUGAUGGGCAGAACCGCUGGAAUACUGCUGAGAAAUACCAGCCUGACACUAACACCUGGCACCAGCUGGCACCCAUGAACACUAUACGUAGUGGAUUGGGAUUGGUGUGUGUGAACUCUUACUUGUACGCAAUAGGAGGGUAUGACGGGCGGAACCAGCUGUGUUCUGUGGAGCGCUACAAUAUAGCCAGGAACCUGUGGGAGCCCAGGGCCUCCAUGCAGUACUGUCGCAGUGCACACGGAGUGACAGUCCACCAGGGAUGCAUCUUUGUCCUCGGAGGUUUUAACCAGAACGGCUUCCUGUCCAGUGUAGAGUGUUACUAUCCAGAAAGAAAUGAAUGGACGUGCGUCACUAACAUGCCUGUCGGACGCAGCGGCAUGGGCGUCGCUGUGACGAUGGAACCCUGUCCCGGCAGCCUGACAGAAGAAGAAGAGGAUGAGGACGGAGCCACAUAAGAUGAGGGUGAAAUCUGUUGAAGUCUCAAGUGUUGAACACGGUUGUAAGUGGUGUUUGUUUUCAAAGCGGGGGUGCGUUAAAAAAAAAAAAGAUUCCAGGAAUUAAACUCUCCUUAUAAACCCACCCUCAUGGAUUUCAUUUGUAUUGCACCAUGGUGAACUGCUGAUACAGUUUGUAUUGUUAAAAAAGAAUGAUCUUUUAGGGAAACAAGAUACAGACAAACUUGUAGCAUGACAAUGAUCUCGCAAUGAACAAGGUGCUACAGAUCUAAUCUCAAAUAAUGGUACUAUUUAAUUAAAUAAUGUUAUACCACAGCACUUUUUAAUCUGUGUUAAAUUUUACGUCAACUAUGAAUGGCCUUCAGUGUUCUAAUGUCUAAGUUUUCUUUGUGUUUUAUCUCUACCUCUGAAUGUGUCUGUCUGAGCACUUUUCUUAUGUUUUCUUUAUUUUGCACCAAUAUAGGUUGACCAAAACUGCCAAUUAUUUUUUUUUGAUUUUAUUGAUUUUGUUUGUGCAUUCACCCUAUUUUAUCUUGUGUUUCUGGAAAUAAAGUUAAUCAGACGUA